AUGGGACGUGCCGGAGCCAUGGGUGACGGUGGAGUCCUGAUGACUGCGCUUGUCCUGCUGCUGGCCGCUGUGGCUGUCUGGUGGGCCUUUGGCCACUGGCAACCAUGGAGCUGGCGGAGAGCGGCAGCGAAGAGGACAGCGAAGAGGAGCAAGCGCCCCGGGUCCCGGCCCAGAGGCUCACGGAGGACGCGAGGAGCCCUUGCGGCUCCCAGGUUCCCCAGGCCUCGGGCGACUCCUCGCAAGCGGCCACGUGCUCCCGCGAGCCCCCUGGGCAGCCCCUGCAGCUGCGGCCCCUGCGUGGCAGUGGCCCAGGAGCUGCAGGAACUGAUGCUGCUGCUCUGGGAUGGCAACGGGACACAGGCGCCGCUCUACUCUGGGAUGUGGCAGGCGUUGUGGAAAGAACUGGAGGAGCUGCUGCAGCGAGGCCACCUGCCCUGCUGUGGCUUGUCCAGCUCCUCCAGAAGCCUCCAUCCCUUCAAGAGGCUGCUCCCAGCAAGAUUCUCCAUCCCUGGGAGAGCCUCAAGGCCUGCAAGGAUGGCACAGCAGGGGGGAGCCGCCAUCCAUGCAGGAACCUCAGGCUGUCAGAGCCCCUGCAUCCUGCCAGGAGCCUCUGCAAUCUCUGACAGCCUCCACCCCUCGCAGAGGCUCAGUGAGACCUGUCAGCCUGCAGAAGGUGCAGAGCCCGUGGACAGGUCUCCCAGCUCCCUUGGACUCACGGACUUCAACAACACGGGCCCAAUCCUGACCAUUGACGUGGCAGGGGAAAGCCCAGAAGUCCAAAUGGGAGCCCAGCCCGAUGCAGGGGAGCCGUCUCAGGAGCAGCUGGUGGAGCAGCAAGCGUCCUGGAGCCGGCAGUGGUCAUCCCACAGCGGCCAGGACGCUGUGCCGGUUGUGCCAGCUGGCGACAGCCCGAGCCUGGUGGUGGAGAUGAGCCUCCAGACACCAAGGAGGUUCCUCCAUCUCCAGGAAGCUGCCCCAAGACAGCCCUCGACUGCCAGGAAGGGCUUUCUAAUAGCAGCUGCUCCUGGGACGCCCCUGUGCGAAGCCUCGGGCUGUAGCCCCGGCCCUCGUCAAGAGCAGAGUCCAGCCCAUGAGGCCGGGGACAGCGACGGUGCCGCCCUGCCCCGCUGCACUGGGGCUCCUGCAGCCGCCUGUGCGCGCGGCCCUGGCCCAGCUCUGCCGCUCGCCGGCCCGUCGGCCGCCGGGCGGCGGCCACUGCCCGGCGCGCAGCAGGAAGCAGGUGAGAGCAAGGUGGCCCGGGGUGGCCAGGCCCGCUUCCCUGGCGGGCGCUUGCGGGGGGUUCCUGGGCGCAAGGCUGAUGGCUCGCUCUUGGCCGCAGGGCAAAAGAAGCAGCUGCAGGAGCUGUACCAGCUGGGCCCGCAGCUGGGCAGCGGUGGCUUCGGCACCGUUUUCUCGGGCAUCCGCCUCUCCGAUGGGAGCCCGGUGGCCAUCAAACGUGUGGCCCGGGAGAGCGUCCUGCAGUGGGUCGAGCUGCCCGACGGCACCUGCGUGCCCAUGGAGAUCGUGCUCAUGGAGAAGGUGGGCUCUGACUGCCACAACAUCAUCCAGCUCCUCGACUGGUUUGAGCUGCCUGACAGCUUUGUGCUGGUGAUGGAGCGUCCGGAGGCAUCGCAGGAUCUCCUGCAGUUCCUGCAGGAGCACGAGUUCCUGUGCGAGGAGAUGGCGCGCUGGCUUUUCUACCAGGUGCUGGAGGCCGUGCGGCACUGCACCGCCUGCGGCGUCCUGCACCGGGACAUCAAGCCGGAGAACCUCCUCGUGGCCCCGGAGAGUGGCGACCUGAAGCUCAUCGACUUCGGUUGCGGCACCUUCCUCCAGGAGCAGGCCUUCACGCGGUUUGCCGGAACGCACGCGUACAGCCCGCCCGAGUGGAUCUGCCUUGGCUGCUACCACGGCCAUGGGGCGACCGUCUGGUCCCUGGGCGUGCUGCUGUACGUCAUGGUCUGCGGGAGCCUCCCCUUCAGGGACGACCAUGACAUCGUGCUGGGGCAGCUCUUCUUCUGGCAGCAGGUCUCUCCAGGUUGGUACCCGGCCUCAAGAAGGCGGGCUUUGGCAGAGGGCGGCGCGCAGCCCGGCGCGGCCCUCACGCAGCUCCGCGGGACGUCGUUCUGCCCUCAAGGGCCGGCCGCAGGAGGGGGCCCGUGCCGAGGGGGUCAGCGCGGCACGGGCGGCCGAAGGAGGCGGCCGUGCCCCGCCGUGCCGCUCUCCCGCGCAGGGCAGAGUCGGUCGGGAGGCCGGCGCAGCCCUGAGCACAAGCGGCGCGGCCCGGGCCCUGCAGGCGACGGGGGCAGCUGGGCAGGAGACUUCUGCCAGUGACCGGCGCUUUCUGGCUUCUCUCCCCAGAGUGCCGACAUCUGAUCCAGUGGUGUUUGGCCAAGCACCCUGAGGACAGGCCAGAGCUGGAGGAGAUCUUGCGCCACCCUUGGGUGCAGGGCAGGCGUUUUUGAUGCCUUGCCGGAGCCUCUGCAGCACCCACUUACCGAGUCCCACGCAGGACGGA
Vidua macroura (Pin-tailed whydah) is the source of this 2518-nucleotide messenger RNA. RefSeq lists its product as uncharacterized. Gene Ontology annotation, biological process: protein autophosphorylation. The transcript has 5 exons. Gene Ontology annotation, molecular function: ATP binding; protein serine/threonine kinase activity. NCBI's taxonomy places the organism in Eukaryota, Metazoa, Chordata, Aves, Passeriformes, Viduidae. The record is from RefSeq and is a predicted model, not a curated record. Bases 1 to 2334 code for a protein of 777 amino acids. Gene Ontology annotation, cellular component: cytoplasm.